This is a messenger RNA of Pundamilia nyererei, 1037 nucleotides long. It is a transcript of the gene gp9, whose product is annotated as glycoprotein IX platelet. The transcript has 2 exons. NCBI's taxonomy places the organism in Eukaryota, Metazoa, Chordata, Actinopteri, Cichliformes, Cichlidae. The record is from RefSeq and is a predicted model, not a curated record. The coding region runs from base 124 to 897 and encodes 257 amino acids.
UACGCGCGUGAUUAUUGUGAGCUUAGCAGCACAUCAGUUACAAAACAGGGAUACCUUGACAUGGGGAGCAUUUCUGAAAUAUUCUCGGGCUCAGAUUUUGCACUGGACUAGGACGGUGGCAGUAUGAUGACAUUUAAAGAUGACUGGCACUCUGGAAGGAUGAUCUUCAGUUUGAGCUUCGUGUUCUUCCACGUCCUGGUAACACACAGUAUCAUUAAGCCUUGCCACUGUUCAACCCUCGGGCCUGCUGGACUGGUAGUUAACUGCAGCGCUUUAAACCUCGUGGAGGUGCCUAAUCUGCCCUCCGACACCACAGAGCUCCAUUUGCAGAACAACCGGCUCACCUCUGUGUCUCCAGGCCUGUUUGACAGAUAUACUGGGCUGAACAAGGUUUCCCUGUCCAAGAACCCUUUCCACUGCGAUUGUCAAAUUCACUACCUGAGGAACUGGUUGCUGAAGAACAGGGCUAUUGUUUUGAAGGAGCCCGUUUGCUUCAGUCCAAGCUCUGUGUCUAACAAAGCCAUCACCGAACUUAGUGACGACUACUUUUCUCACUGCGCUGUUGCAAACUGCACUAAUGGGAUAUACAACAUCAUAAUAGGAGUAGCGCUAUGCUGCCUCAUUGUUCUGCUUCUGUGGAGCUUGAGUCUGGCCAGAAAUUCCAAUUUCACUCUGGAUAUAGAUGAGAGACACUCAGGAUUCGAGGCCGACUCCUUACGUUCACUGAAGCCCAAACACAGGAAGAGACUGCACACUGGACUAUCAGAGGUCAGUGUCGACUCAGAGUCUCUCGGUCAUACGGAGGAUCUAGAAAGGCCGCUUCUCAACAUGGAGUUACUGCCACAAGUUUUGGAUGCGUUGCACAAGAAGCACAAUAUAAAGAUAAAGGCUACCUGAGUGAUCUUAGUCCACUAGAGUUACUCUUAAAGAUUAAAGGGAACCCUAAAAUAUCCUGGCUUUUUGAAAUAAAAUGCACAUAAUAGUAGCCAUUGGCUUGCUUGCCUAAAUCAUUUUUCCUUUAAAAAAUAAAAAUCCUC